This is a messenger RNA of Candoia aspera, 3355 nucleotides long. It is a transcript of the gene EXD2, whose product is annotated as exonuclease 3'-5' domain containing 2. Gene Ontology annotation, molecular function: nucleic acid binding; 3'-5' exonuclease activity. Gene Ontology annotation, biological process: nucleobase-containing compound metabolic process. The record is from RefSeq and is a predicted model, not a curated record. The transcript has 9 exons. Gene Ontology annotation, cellular component: nucleus; cytoplasm. NCBI's taxonomy places the organism in Eukaryota, Metazoa, Chordata, Lepidosauria, Squamata, Candoiidae. The coding region runs from base 169 to 2025 and encodes 618 amino acids.
CAUGGCAGCGCCCUGAAGCUCUUCUAUGACAAAACACUUGUACGUUCCGCUCUGAAAAGGAGCCCGGAAGUCUUGCUGUGCUAACGAAGAAUGCUUGCCUUUGCAGCUGAAUCAGAUCACUGCGUAUUGCCGUUUUUGCAAAGAUGAAGUGGAAAGGAAGAUGAAAAAAUGCCCAGAGCAACAGCAGUCACUGUUACUGUGGCUACCCUGUUUGGCAUUGCAGCAGGAGGUCUAGCCUUCUGGAAGGUCAUACAGCGUUGGAAACGUAAAACUUGCAUUACACUUAACCAAGGAGGAGCUGUUAAGGAAUGGGAAAGGGAAGAUAUCUCAAAAGACAUUUUUCCUUCAUUUUUAUCUUCUCCCACAAUUUCUUGGCUGGAGGAGAUUCUUGAGGCAAAAGUAAUAAUCAUUUCUGAGGUAGAGAAGUGGAAUGAAGUGGAACCCUUAUUAAAGAAAGAGUUGGAAUGUUGCCCAGUCCUUGGAAUUGACUGUGAGUGGGUGUCAGUGGAAGGAAAGAAGGCCAAGCCUGUUUCUCUCUUACAGUUGGCUGCUUGUAAUGGACUUUGCCUUCUUCUUCGUUUGCCCCAGCUGACCAGUGGGGGACAAGUUCUUCCAAAGACUUUGCUGGAAGUUCUGGCAGAUGGCAAAAUCCUAAAAGUUGGGGUAGGAUGUUGGGAAGAUGCCAGUAAGCUAUUUCAUGACUACAGUGUAGCAGUCAAAGGGAAUGUGGACCUCCGGUAUCUUGCCCUAAGACAUAGUAAGACCUUCCCCACAAAUGGGCUCAGCCUGAAAUCUCUUGCGGAGAGGCUUCUCCAAUAUUCGCUUGACAAAUCUCUACACUUGUGCUGCAGCAAUUGGGAAGCAGAGCAGUUAACUCAAGAACAGAUUGAUUAUGCUGCCCGAGAUGCACAGGUGUCAGUAGCUUUGUUCCUCCACCUGUUGAAAUUUCCCUGCCUCCCUUGGGCAUCAGAUGGUGGACAUGUUCUUCCUGCUUGGGAAAAGGUCCUGAAGAAGUGUCAGGGCUUGGUGGAUGUACCCUUCAAGGGAAAAAACAACAACAGCUUUGGGGAUGAUGAAAACACAGGAAAUGUGGAGCAAACCCCUCAGUAUCAGAAACUUCCAUCUCAUGGAUCCUCCCCCAUCAACCAGCAAGUGAAAGAUCCUUGGAAGCACAAACGGAAGCCCCUGGGAGUAGGAUAUUCUGCCAGGAAAUCUCCCUUGUAUGACAAUUGCUUCUUGCAUGCUCCAGAUGGACAGCCUUUAUGUACGUGCGAUCGCAAGAAAGCCCAGUGGUACCUUGACAAAGGCAUUGGAGAAUUGGUAAGCAUGGAGCCGUUUACUGUGAGGUUACAGUUUGAGCCCGCUGGACGCCCUGAAUCAACCAUGGAUUAUUACUUGACAGUCAAAGAAAAUCUGUGUGUUGUAUGUGGCAAAAAAGAAUCUUAUAUUCGAAAGAACAUUGUACCUCACGAGUACCGAAAACACUUUCCCAUCCAGAUGAAAGACCACAAUUCCCACGAUGUGCUCCUUCUCUGCACUGCGUGCCAUGCGCUCUCUAAUUACUAUGACAAUCAUCUCAAGCAACAACUGGCUGAGGAAUUUGGUGCCCCUAUUGGUUGCGAGGAGGGCGUCCGCUUGCUCGAAGAUGCCACCCGCAGACAAGUCCGCUCGGCUGCUAGAGCUCUCGUGAAUGCAGACAGCCUCCCUGCUGCCCGGAAAGAAGAGCUGUUGCAGCUGAUCAGGGAUUACUUUGCCUCUGGCAUGGUUUCCCCAGAGAUGGUGCAGGAAGCAGCUGGACUGGAAACCAGGAUUUUUAACGAGAGCUAUGUGCCACAUGGCCUGAAAGUGGUCCAGUGUUUUGCUCAAGGGGGUUUACGUUCCCUCAUGGAGCUGGAAAAACGUUGGCGCCAGCACUUCUUGGAUGUUAUGCAGCCCAAGCAUCUCCCAGAGCAGUGGUCUGUUGAUCAUAAUCAUGACAAGCUGAUCCGGAAAUAUGGAGAGACUCUCCAGAUUGAACUUUCAUGAAGACAACUGAGGAUGAAGAAACAAGCGAUGGAACUGGAAAAUAUAACAGAUUUCUUAUUUUCCUUCCCCUUCAUGUUGGGAUCAACAAGAUUCUGCUCAGACUGCUAUAUUGCAUAGGAAAUUUCACCAGCAUCACUAGUUAAAACUAUUUUAAGCUAAAAAGUGGUUUUAAGGUUUUUAAAAUUAUUUUAAAUUACAAUUUGAAUGAAUGUGUUUUAUAAAGACCACCAUAGCCAAAUCUUCUUAGGAAGGGCCUCUGCUACAUAAGUGGACAACCUCUAGGCUUUCACAUGUUGCUUCUGAAGUGCAGUACUAUACCCAUCAUGUCAUCAUCAGCCAUGGGGACAGAAAAUAGAAAGCAUCUGGAGCGUUUCAGGUUGCCACCCCUGUUUUAUCUUGAAGAUACCAUUAAGGGGGAAGGAGAGCAUCAGGUUUUUUUUAAGUGGAUUGAUUUAUCUAACAGCAUUUAUAUAUCGCCCAAAGUCCACCCUUAGCCAUUAAAACUCAUUGGGUAACUUUGGGGCAGUCACUAUCUGUCAUGUCACCUACUUAUGUGGCCCAAGGAUAAAGAUAAGGGGGCAAAGAGCUUGUUUCAAGUUCUUAUUUCCUCUGGUGGAAACUUGAAUUGUUUUAGUUUUAUUCUGUUGGAACAUAAGACAUUCAAAAUGUUUCAGUGGAAUGUUCCAAGUGGGGUUAUUUUCUUCUGAGCUCAAAUACAGUAUCUUCCCAUUUUAUUCAUAUCCCUACAUUGUGUCUCUCUGAUCCCCUUCAAAAGAACAUUGAAACUUAAAUUUGUGCUACAGUUGGUGGCAACUUCUGAUAGGUGUCUUUACAGCUUGGAGGAAAAGACUAGUUUUUACUGAAGUGUUGAAUCUAGCUGGGCAUUUACCACCUUAGAUUUUAAGUAGAUGCCAAUAUGAUAGCAUGUGAUGAUUGGGAGUAUGUCUUGUGAUGUUAUCUGGUACUCACUGAGCUUGGAAACUGAGAAAAUGGCUAAGAUUCCCUGUGGUAUCAAUGCUGUGACUUACGAGUUGGAUUCAUGCCCCCCCUUGGGGGCUUUGGUGUGUGAAGAAGUUGUGAGUGUUUGGAUUUGAGAGGUGGUGAUUGCUUCUUUGAGAGAGGUUCUGAUGGUACUACCCUUGAAAAAAGCAGUGGUGAUCCAGCCUUAUUUGACACUACUGCUCUUUCAACUUUCUCCCAGCUUCAGAGGAUCCUAGAUGAAGCAGAUUAUCUGGAUCCCAUUCACUCUGGAUUCAGACUUGGCAUGGGACAGAAAUAACAUUGGUGUCAAGCUCUUAACAGCAGAAUACAAAUCCAGCAAAAAAAACAA